CACCUGCUGAAUCAACCAUCACCUUCCAGGUACAACAGGAUUUUCAGAUUUGAAGUUCAACAGGAGAGCAGCACCAUCAUGAUGACUCCAGCUGUCCUCCUCCUCCUCUUCCUCUCGCUGAUGGCUGUUCCUCCGGCUGCCACGGAUGAGGUAGUUCAUACGAACAGCUCUUCAGACGUCUCUGAAAUCAUCGCAAAAACUAAUGAAGGGAUAUCAACAAAACUGAAGUAUGGUGACAUUAGGGAGAGCACUGGCAGGAAUGCAGUCCCCUGCACCGCCAAAGGCUGCAUGUGGCCUAAAAGUAGAAAUGGCUACGUCUACGUGCCUGUUAUCAUCUCCAGGAGAUACACCAGUCACGAGCGUAACUUUAUCAUCAGAGCUCUGUUGACCUUCCACCGACACACCUGCAUUCGCUUUGUCUGGAGGAGUUGGCAAUGGCAAUACCUCCACUUCUUUGAUGGAUCUGGGUGUUGGUCCUACCUGGGCCGUCAGAGUCGUGGACAGCUGGUCUCCCUGAAGAGACGAGGCUGUUUGUACACGAGCAUCGUGCAGCACGAGGUUCUCCACGCUCUGGGCUUCCACCACGAGCAGGUCCGCUCCGACAGAGACUCAUACGUCUCCAUCCUCUUCCAGAACAUCCGGCCUGGAUUGGAGUCAAACUUUAUGAAGGUGGCAACUAACAACUUGGGUACUCCCUACGACUUCAACUCUGUCAUGCACUACAGCAAAUACGCCUUCUCCAAAAACGGCCAACCAACCAUCGUCGCUAAGAGCAACCCAAACCUUAACUUCGGAAACGCUCGAUACAUGAGCGUCAAUGACAUCAACCGUGUCAACAGGCUGUACAAAUGCUGAUGUUGAUGAUGGAAGGAAACGGCUCGACCUCCUGAUGCUUGUCGUGAUUACACCAAAGAUCUGUUGUUACUUCAAAGCAACAGAAACUUGUGCUGCUUACUUGUACAUAUUUGGCACGGAGAUCUGAAGUCCUGCCACACUUUAGCUUAGCUUCUGUUUGCAUUCAGUCUUACUAAGUGUCCACUUUGGCGGUAAAAUUUAAAUCAGUGAAAACAGUCUCAAAAUGUAAUUUUCCAGGAUGCUUAUUUUGCUAGCAUUUAGUACCUGCGGCUCCAGUCCAGGUUUUUCUAUUGCUCAGAUAUUCAGGUUUAAUGUGUGCGGCUCAGCAGAGGAAACGUUGAGAAAUGUGUUGUUGUGCAGGCUGACUGGAACAGAGGCUCGCUUUAAAGGGGCUGCAGCUUUGGCUCUUUGUGUCAAGGUCGAUGGUUUCACCUCUUUGAAGUCAGACAUUGGUGUUUAACUAUUUGAUUUAAAGCCUUUUCUUACUUUUCUAUUGCGAAUUAUGUUGACAGACGCUCUGAAAUUAAAAUAAUGAAAUUAGCAUUGAAAAAAAGAUGAAGCGGUUAAAUCAAAAGGCUAAAUGUGAUAUGAUGAAGAAACAUUUUAAUCUUUUACUUAAAAGUUGCAACAAAAUUAAGUGAAGUAAAAGUACAAAACAUUCUUUAAAAAAAACGGACUUAACACCAAAGUGAAAGUGCGUAUUUCCCAGAACGUCCCCUGAAUGUGCAACAGGACAUUUUACAAAAUUAUGUUUUGGAUGAAAUUUCUAAUCUGAACUGAUCUGCGUGGCUGUUUUUUAAAGUAGCAUCAAAAAGAUCUACUCAAGUACAAAUACCUUAUAAUUGUACAAAAGUACUUUGUUACUUUUCACCACUACCAACUAUGAUAAUUGUGUGCAAACAUCAGCAGGAAGAUGUUGGAAGAAGCAAUUCUCAACUGCCUCGCAAAAAUAAUUAAUAUUAUCAGGACAAAUUGAGCGAAAAUGUCUUCUCAUUGUUUGUUUCUGAUUUUGGGGGCUUCUUUCUUUUUUCUGGAUAUUUGUCUUUUUCUGAUUUAUAGUCAGUGAUUGUGUAUCGGUUUGUAUAAUGAAGUGUUCAAUAACUUUCCUCAAUAAAACAAGCAACAAAA
Chelmon rostratus (copperband butterflyfish) is the source of this 1983-nucleotide messenger RNA. RefSeq names its product high choriolytic enzyme 1-like. The transcript has 10 exons. Lineage: Eukaryota; Metazoa; Chordata; Actinopteri; Chaetodontiformes; Chaetodontidae. Gene Ontology annotation, molecular function: metalloendopeptidase activity; zinc ion binding. Gene Ontology annotation, biological process: proteolysis. The record is from RefSeq and is a predicted model, not a curated record. Bases 79 to 855 code for a protein of 258 amino acids.